Molecule: messenger RNA, 782 nt
Organism: Chaetomium fimeti
Lineage: Eukaryota; Fungi; Ascomycota; Sordariomycetes; Sordariales; Chaetomiaceae
Exons: 2
Coding region: 230-652 (140 amino acids)
Source: RefSeq, a predicted model, not a curated record
GGUGUGUAUGGAUAUGUUACCAAGUACCAACUCACAGAUUGAUCAGCGAGGAUCUACAGCGGGUAUAUGACGCGUCCCUGUUUCUCCUUCUACAUGUAGGGGAGCUUACACCUUUUUCCCUUCUUCCAACUCCCCUUCUAUCAAAAAAGCGACAGAGCGUCCGUCCACAUCACCGAAGCAUUGGCAAUAAGCCUAUACCAGCUAUAAUCCAUCUCAACUUCUACUCACAAUGGCUACCCCGAUCCCCAUCGCCCUCGUCGAAGCCAACGAGGACUUCGCUAGAGCCAUCCAACGGGAACUCCUCCCCCAGUUUUUGGUGGUACACGUUUGCCUCAGCGCCGAAAGGGCGACGUUCGAACUCGCCAACUGCUACGCCGGUCCAGCGGCGGGCAGCCCGCACGAGUGCCCCGUGGGUAGCAACAUGCAAGUCCCCGCCGAGGAGCGCAGCGAGCCGCGCGCCGUCCUCGUCGGCACCAGCAUCGAGGACCGCGCCAUCUUCGCCAUUCGAGACAGUGCCGAGCGCGGACUGCCCGAUAUCACCACGGUGAAGAUGGAUGUCGGGGAUGACCCCACAGACGUGGGCAUGGUUAUGAUACGUAUCCACGAGCAGUUAGAUCGGCUUGUUGAUGAGGGGGUACUUAGGGCCGAGUAGAAGGGUGCUGGAGCUCAGUAUCGGGACAGCUAGAAGAGUUACUGGAUACCUUGUCUAGCGAGAGUGGACGGUUCCGCGGUGAGCUUUAGCUUUUAUGUAGCAGGGCAAGCAAAUAUCCACAUUCCCAGGC